GGACGCCUUGGGUGUAAGGAUGAUCGGAGACAUACUGCUGUUCGGGACGCUACUGAUGAACGCCGGGGCUGUGCUCAACUUUAAACUGAAAAAGAAGGACACACAAGGCUUUGGGGAAGAAUCGAAGGAACCCAGCACAGGAGACAACAUCCGAGAGUUUUUACUAAGCCUGAGGUAUUUCCGGAUCUUCAUCGCACUGUGGAAUGUGUUCAUGAUGCUCUGCAUGAUCGUACUGUUCGGCUCUUGAGUCCUGCGUGGAACCCAGAGAUCACCUGCUGGACAUCAAGGCUCUAUUUCUGUUUCUGAUGACUUCAAGAAUCUUCUCAAUGGAAAACCAGGGACCUUCCCAGAAGGCCCAAGCUCAUUUGGGUGGAGAAUGUCCAUUUCCCAGCUCCCUGACCCUCGUCAGCCACAGUGACAAAGUCAGACUUUAUUAGGAGAAAGACCUAGGUCUUUACCUUGUGCUGGCAUUCUAUCUUCUCCUGGCCCAGCUUCUCCAGAAACCUGACCUGGGCUAUUUCUUGGUUGAAUUGAUGGUGAUUGUUUUGGUUUGAUUUGGGUGUCUUUGUCUGUUUUUUUGUUUUUUUGAGACAGGGUUUUUCUGGUUAGCCCUGGCUAUUCUGGAACUCACACACCAGACGGGCCUCAAACUCAUAGAGAUCCGCCUGUCUCUGCCUCUCAAGUGCUGGGAUUAAAGGUGUAUGCCACCACUCCUGGCCUUGCACAGAUUGUCCUUAAUUGAUGUGACUCAGGCACCUGCUUGCCGGGCCAGCUAUGACAGUCUAGCAGUCUCUUUUGCACUACCAGGUCUAUGCUGGUGGACCCAACAGUCUGGGGCCAGUGAGGUCUUACUUCCAAACGUUUCCUCCUCACCCCAUAACUGGGUCUACCUGGGGCAGCCAAAGAUUGCUCCAACAUUUGGAGGAGCCGGUCCUCCUCCCUUGGGACACCAGCCUCUUCUUUAGACACUAAGCUGUUAGCCAUAACAUACUCAGCUUCUCCAGAAGAGGCCUGUGGAAGAGGUGCUAGUGGUGAUGUUAGCAGACACCUCUCUGUGCUUUCAAGCCACUUGUUAAUAAAGUGACUUUGGGGCCACUCCUUUAUUGUUGCUUGUGAUGUUGGCAGCGUACUCUGAAGGUUUGGGUUUCUGGGUCUCUCUUUGAAGGAGGGGAGCUCAAGCUUGAGGUGCAUGAGGUUCAGAGGCGACUACGCCAUCAGCUCUGAGAUGCGUUCCAUCUAGAGAUGGCCAUGCCGGCAGUGCUGAGGGACUUUAAUCAGCAUUUGAAAGCUGUAGCAGCUGGCUUGCUUUGGGGCUCUCUUUUUGGAUUGGUUUCUUUCUUUUCUUUUUAAAGAUUGUUCUGUUUUAUAUGUAUGGUAUUCUGCCUGCAUGCAUGUCUGCACACAUGUGGAUGCAGGGCUUGCAGAGGCCAGAAGUCCUCUAAUCUGCAGCUAGAGUUACAGCCAGUUGUGAACUGUCAUGUGAGUGCUGGGUCUUUUGAGAGUGACCUGUGUCCUGAGCCCCUCAUUUUGGCUUUUUUUUAAAGACAGCCCCAAACUGUGGCAGAUGACCUUGAACUCCUUAUCUUUUCAGUAGUGAGACAAGAUCCCAAUUGAGUACUACCAUACCAGGUUUUUUUAUUGGCUGGUUGGUUAGUCUUUGAGACCAUCUUGAUGGAAUCUGUGCUGAUUGAGAACUUUCCAUUCUCCUGCCUCAGCCUCUUUAGUGCUAGAAUCCCAAGUGUGUACUACCAACCCUAGUCAUAAUAGCAUUUUACCCCAGGCUUCCCCGGGAACUAUGGGGAAAACUCUGGUAAUGUGGGAACUGGGUCAAGUCUAAGUUCAGGCUGCACAGCUGCUGCAGACAUUGUUGAUUGUGUCCUUCACACCCGCAGCAUGCCUGAGCCUACCCACUUGCCUAGCAUUGUAACAUGCCACUCUGUUGGCUGAUCCCCAGCCUUGGAUAGUUGGGAUGGCUUUCUGCCUUUCUCAGCUUAGGACUGUAGUUUCAGGAAAAAAAGGUUCCAUUCAUUCUGAAGAGGAAUUGUGCUGAAAAAGAAUGCUGUCAUAGGGUUUGCACUUAUUAUCUCAUUUGAGUUCUGAUAAAGUGUUUUUGGACUACUUACUGUGUGUGUGAAAAAUUGAAACCCAUGAAUCUUCUUGGUUUUUAUUAUUAUUUAUUUAUUUAUUUUUGGUUCUGGGCUAGGGCCUUUUGAUGCCACUGAACCAUAUCACCAGCUCUAUAUGUGUGUCUGUUUGGAAUGUUGUUCAGAAACUUCUCGUGGCUGGAGAUGUAGUUCAUGUAGAGUGACAUAGUAUAAUUUUACAGGAAAGGACUGAGAGUCUGGCUCAGGGGUGGAGUUCCUGCCUAGAAUUUCCCAGUGAGGGGCUGGGGUGUGUGGCUCAGGGAUGGGGUCCCUUUCAGAACCAUUUGAGACUCUCAAGUCAGAUGUUCUAGAAGCUGUUAAGCAAUAGCUCUUUCCCUUGCUAUAACCAGAUAUAUGUAACCUGAAGUGACAACCCACUUUGUGCUCCUGAAGGUUAAACCUGUUAUCCCAACGUUACCACUGGGAUAUGGAGUUUCAGUUAAAUUGUCUCUCACGCUUAAGAGCUACAAGAUAUGAAGUGCUGUCUUCUGCCUCCCACCACCCAGCCUGAACAAAUAAGCCCUCUUUUUAUCCCUUCUUUACAACACUGACAAACACACAGGUCAAGUUGUCCACAAGUGAUCAUGCUGGGAUGCUGCAGAGCGGAGGACUGUGUUGUACUGGGUCUACCUGAUUAUAGUGUCGCACAUACAGCCACAAGCAUAUGCUGUGUGCAAAUAAAAAACAAAAGAGUUACC
Molecule: messenger RNA, 2842 nt
Organism: Mus musculus (house mouse)
Lineage: Eukaryota; Metazoa; Chordata; Mammalia; Rodentia; Muridae
Gene: Smim7
Product: small integral membrane protein 7
Exons: 5
Coding region: 20-247 (75 amino acids)
Cellular component (GO): membrane
Source: RefSeq, marked validated